This is a messenger RNA of Colletotrichum spaethianum, 1362 nucleotides long. Its product is annotated as mitochondrial import inner membrane translocase subunit tim54. Bases 1 to 1362 code for a protein of 453 amino acids. The record is from RefSeq and is a predicted model, not a curated record. Lineage: Eukaryota; Fungi; Ascomycota; Sordariomycetes; Glomerellales; Glomerellaceae. The transcript has 3 exons.
AUGGCGGACUCCAAGCCCACGCCGCCCGAGGCGGCCGCAGCCCCGAAGCCGACACCCUCAGCCCCCGCCUCCGCUGCUGAGGGCUACAAAGCCGCGAAACCGAACCCGGUCUGGCAGAUGAUGGGCCUCCGCGGGCCCCCCAAGCGCCUCCCCUCGCGCAACUGGAUGAUCUUCCUCUCCGUGACGGGCGCCAUCUCCGCCGCCAUCAUCUACGACAAGCGCGAGAAGAACCGCGCCACCGCCCGCUGGGCCCGUGCCGUCGCGCCCCUCGCCCAGGAACCCAUCGGCCACCCGUCCCAGCUGCCGCGCAAGCUCACCGUCCUACUCGAGGCGCCCCCCGGCGACGGCCUGCGCGUCGCCCAGGACCACUUCCUCGAGUACAUCAAGCCGAUCCUUGCCGCCUCCGGACUGGACUGGGAAUUCGUCCAGGGACGCCAACAGGGCGACGUCCGCGCCGCCGUGGCCGAGAAGAUCCGCCGCCGCAGGAGCCGUGAGGAGAGGCCUGACGUCGAGCUGCUGCUGACCGAGGAGAACAUCCGCGACGCCAUGCGCCAGAAGAACGGCAUCCCCGAGUACGAGGGCCCCGCCGGCGACAUCGUCAUCGGGCGGCACACGUGGAAGGAGUACCCCGAGGAGCCCCCUAAACCCGAGACCGCCCAAAUGACCGAGGGCCCCGAGACGACAGCAGCGGAGGGCGCCGCCGCCGCCGCCGGCACCGAAGAAAAGAAGGACGAAGAACCCCCCAAGGAAGAAAAGAAGUCCGACCGCCCGCCCCAGCCGGUACCCCACAACACUCCCCUCGACUACCCGACCUCGCACCUCCCCCUCCACAUCCCCGCCGAGUUCUCCCCCUCAGACGCCAUUCCCUUCCCGCACCUCCUCGGCUUCGCCGGCACUUUCACCCGCAUGCAGCGCUUCCUCAACCGCCGCCGCCUCGCCGACGAUAUCGGCCGCCAGGUCGCCGCCGCCUGCUUCGCCGCGUCGCGCGAGUGGCGCGAGGAGCCGUCCGAACACCCGGACCAGCCGUACGAGCAGCAGCGCGCCCUCGAGCACGAGGAGCACAACUGGGUUAAGAGCGUGUGGAAGGAGGCCGCCGAGGCGCCCGAGUCAGCGGACGAGGCGGAGCGGACAAAGGAGCGCAUCUGGACGUCGCCCGUCGUCAUCGACCCGCGCAUCGCGACGCGCAUGCGCCGGUUCGAGAUCCGCCCCGAGGACGAGGAGCGCGCGAGGCAGAUCGUCGUGCCGGAGGAGGAGGUCGAGGGGUGGAUCAAGGGCAGCCUGAGGGCGCUGGGCCGCUGGGGGUGGGAUGCCGUCAGGGGGGACCAGCGCAAGGGCCCCAACGUCGGCGACAUUGAUGAGUGA